GUGGCCCAUGCUUGUUGGAGUUCAUAUUUGCCUGAAGAGAGUGCAAUAUUGUUGGUUAAUGGGGAAUUGAGAUUAUAUGACUUAAAUUAUUGUGUUGGGGUCAAGAAUCUGCCUGUGAAAUUUAAGGGAGAGUUGGUUUCAAAGAAUUUGGGGAGUUUGAUUUCAAGAGAGUCUGACAACGAUUGGUUUUGUUGUGAAUUUGGAUGGCAUCCUAGGGUUUUGAUUGUUACUUCUAAAACCACGGUUUUGAUGGUUGAUUUUAGGGACAAGAAGGUGAAGGUUACAGUUUUAGCAAAGAUCGAAUUAUGCAAUUCUGUCAAGCACCAUUUCAUAGAGAGUGAUAGAUUUCAAGCUUUUUGCAAAGCCAGUUUUGAUGUUUUCCUGUUCUCAAUGGCUACUAAAUACUAUCUAUUACUAUUUGACACUAGGAAGCCAUUAGAUCCUGUAUUGCAAUGGGAUCAUCAUCUGGAUCAUAUGCGUUACAUUAAUAUCCUUUUUUGUUAUGGGCCUCAUCCUAUAGUUGAUUUGAAGCUAGGUUGGACCUCUGAUAGUGGUUCUUUAUAUGCUUGGGGUCUUCCAUCUGAGAUCGCUUUGGUUUCACAGGAUUGUUGUUGUAUUGAUUGUGAAUUGAAAGAAGAAUUCAGGACAGAUUCAUAUAAGCUGCAAAAGCGUGAGAAGGUUUUGGGUUUUUUUGUACUUAGUGAGGCAUGUUCAGAGAGAUAUGAAGAUGAUUGUACAAGUGGUUUCUUUAUGAUUAGGCUGACAUCUAAUGGGAUCUUUGAAACAUUGAAAUGCCAGGCUUUGUGGGAUUUCUCUUGUGUAAAGUCCAGUUGUAAACCGGUUCAGGUACAAUCUAGGACUACAUUUCCUUCACAUGUGGAACCAGAAGACAUCGAUCAUCUCAAAUUGCUGCACAAAAAGUUUGAUUACUUCUUGGGAUACUUCAGUGGUGGUCCAACUCUUGCUGAAGUUUUGAAUUCGAGACUAGAAGAAACUUCAAGUAGAGGAUCAAUGCAUUGUAACAAUGUUGAAAGUACCGAAGCUGCAAAGGAGUUAAUAUUGGAGGCAUGGAAAGCUUCAGGUCAGGUGGAGUUUGGCUCACUUCCCUCGAUGGACUAUGUUCUUGGUGACAUAAAUACUCCUAGCAGUGCUCAUGAAAUUAUAUCUAAGAGUAUAUGGACUGGUCUAAAUUUGUGUUAUGUGGAGUUGGCAUUUGAUUCAGAUCUAAAUCACACUGGUCCUGACUUCUUGGCCAUUCCUAGCUCCUCUUCCACUCAAUUGCCACCGUUUCCAUUUCGUGUACCAUCAAAAAGUUAUGGGAGAUCGCGCUCCAAGGCCACUAAGAAGUGUGAUCAAGUUGGUCCUCUCAGUGAGAAGGGUGAUGUAAUUGAUCUAGUGCCUCCCCAUCUAGUUGGGCCAAUGCUCCCCCUUCCCCUUUUGCUAACUUUUCAGAUCAUCGAUAAAGGAAGAGCAUCUUUUGUUCCUGAGAUUAAUUGGUUGUCUACAGAUGCGGAAAUGGGUAAUCAAUGUCAAGAACUCAUCAGUUUAGCCAAGAGUUCGAAACUGCCGAAAUCUCAUCCUAGACCUGAAGUGCCUUAUGCGGUGUCUCUCUCUGAUGAUUAUGAUGCAUGGACUGAGUCCCAAGACCCCGAAGAAGAGGGGCACUUAUUCUACAUGAGACCCAGCAAAUAA
This is a messenger RNA of Amborella trichopoda, 1692 nucleotides long. The record is from RefSeq and is a predicted model, not a curated record. NCBI's taxonomy places the organism in Eukaryota, Viridiplantae, Streptophyta, Magnoliopsida, Amborellales, Amborellaceae.